Messenger RNA from Ictalurus furcatus (blue catfish), 1297 nucleotides. RefSeq names its product beta-1 adrenergic receptor. The transcript has 7 exons. Gene Ontology annotation, cellular component: membrane. Lineage: Eukaryota; Metazoa; Chordata; Actinopteri; Siluriformes; Ictaluridae. Gene Ontology annotation, molecular function: G protein-coupled receptor activity. The record is from RefSeq and is a predicted model, not a curated record. Bases 1 to 954 code for a protein of 317 amino acids. Gene Ontology annotation, biological process: G protein-coupled receptor signaling pathway.
AUGGCAGAAACAGAUAUAUUCAAGUCAGUGAAUAUUACAGCUAACAGAACUGAACUAGUGGAGGAGCCAUGGACCAGGCUGGAGAAGUCUGUGAUUGUGGUCAUUCUUAGCAUCGAGACUGUGCUGGGAAUUCUGGGAAAUGGUCUCGUCCUGAUUGUUAAAAUGGUGUGUAAGGAUCAAUUUCAGUGUGUUUACUGGCUCCCAUUUGUCAGUCUCACACUCUCGGACUUGUGUUGUGCCAUGCUGAUAAUGACCGGUUCCUUACUGGCUGUCUUGACCGGAGGUCAGAGUUCGCCGUGGUGUGAAGCGGUCAGCCUGUUCAAGUUCACCUUCAUCACAUCCUCAAUCGGUAGCGUAGCACUCCUCUGUGUCCAGCAGUAUAUGGGCCUGCUCUCCACUAGAAGAUGCUUCUUUGUCAUGCUAAUAGUGGCAUGUUUGGCUUCCUGGUUGUUAGGUGCUGUGUUCGGGAUGGUGCCAGUGAUCUACGAUUGGGUUAGGUUUGACCCUGCGGAGAUGUUGUGUGCUGUGUUCUGGGAGAACAGUUACUCUGACAUGCUGGUUUACAUACUCUGCGCCUUCAACAUAACAAUGCUCCCAUGUUUGCUGCUCAUUAUCAUCUGCUCCUUUCUGACUUGGGCUGGCUAUGGGAAGAACUGUGCCAGUCAGACAGACUUGUCAUCCGUCACGCCGCUAUUGGUGGGAACUUAUCUUCUCUGCUAUACUCCUUUCACUGCGUCAGAGCUUAUUCUUCUUGGGAGACUGGAUCUGUCACCAUCUCCUGAGUGGCUGAGAACACUUUCAGCAAUAAUGACAUAUCUGGACUGUUGUUUGAACCCCAUAAUUUACUGCACUAACCAAGACUUUCGAGAGGCAGUACUUGCACUUCUGUGGACCAGCAGAAAGUCAAGCUUCCCUGAACCCGUACUGACUAGCAUGACAAAAAUAGAAACAUAAUAUAGGUAUGAAAAAGAGAUGAUUGUGAGAAAUCAUGUAUGAAAAAUAAAUAUGAAUGAUUUUUUUAAGUGCUGCAUCUGUUGGAUGGGUUUUUGUACAUAUUUUAAAUUGGUUUGUCUCAUUACAACUGCAAGACAGUACAGUGAUUAAAGUAUUCCAACAAUUAAACAGUCUACACUGUAUAGGAGACUAUGAUGUCACAAAAUGGUGAACUGCAAUGCUCUGUAGGGGGUCACUUUCUGUUCUUGCUGUGUUUGAGAUUCUAGGAUAAAAACAUCACUAAGCUAAAGAGGUAAAAUAAAAUGUCUAAAUCAAUAAUUGCUCUCUAUAUAAAGUAUUUUAU